Odocoileus virginianus texanus is the source of this 844-nucleotide messenger RNA. NCBI's taxonomy places the organism in Eukaryota, Metazoa, Chordata, Mammalia, Artiodactyla, Cervidae. The record is from RefSeq and is a predicted model, not a curated record.
UGAAUUUGGAAAGUGCCUUCGGUGAUAGAUGAAUGUAUUAGUUUGACUCAUACUUAAAAAUACCUUGGGGUCAUGGAAUUAUCCUUUCUUAUGCCACUGUCAUCCUUUGCUUUAUCUGAUUCCCAGUGUCUUGCAGUGUAAGAGACUGCUGUGUAUUUGGUACGUAUUUAGAUUAUCAGAUAGAUAGUUCAGAGCUUUGGCACGUUGUACCUGAAGUUGCAGUGACUCAAGUCAUACGGGAUGUUACAUGAAUAUUGGAAUCUUUUCUGCCCUUCUUCUUUAUAUUUUUCCUAUAUGUGCAGACCUUUCGAUGGGCACCCGACAUCCCUGUUCCUCCACACUUUUCCUGAGAAGUAGUUCUAACAGUGGAUUGUACUGUGAGGUGAAAGGACCUGCUGAAGUUCCCAUGAUGUCACCCAAUGGAUCCAUUCCUCCCAUCCAUGUGCCUCCAGGUUAUAUUUCACAGGUGAUUGAAGACAAUACCGGAGUCCGCCGGGUGGUGGUCACACCCCAGUCUCCUGAGUGCUACCCCCCAAGCUACCCCUCGGCCAUGUCUCCAACCCAUCACCUACCCCCCUACCUGACUCACCACCCACACUUCAUCCAUAACUCGCACACGGCGUACUACCCACCUGUUACUGGGCCUGGAGAUAUGCCCCCUCAGUUCUUUCCUCAGCAUCACCUUCCUCCCACAAUAUACAGCGAGCAAGAAAUCAUACCACUCUAUGGAAUGUCGAGUUACAUCACCCGCGAAGACCAGUAUAGCAAACCUCCGCACAAAAAGCUGAAAGACCGCCAGAUUGACCGCCAGAACCGCCUCAACAGCCCUCCUUCUUCAUUAUGA